CGUUGCCCAGAUAGAGUAAGUUUUGCUUUCUUAUUUAACGUAUUCAAGGUUUGCCUGGUGAAAGGGUAUUGUCAUUAUAAAUGCCCUAAAUUAUUGUUUCUACAAUGCUUUGUUUACAGGACAGUACAUCCUUUUUACAGCUAAAAAAAAUCGAAAAUCGUUUAAAAGAACUUUCCGAAGAAUGUAGAAACUUAAAGAUACAGACGACAAAUUUAGCUGCGUUGAUGAAUUCUGUGAAAGAAUUGCCCAUUAUUGUCAAAAGCCUGGAAACAUUAAUUAAUGAACUCCAGUCAAGCAGUACUCAUUCAGUCUCGCCACCUGUGAACACUGAUUUACCAAAACACCUGUCCCCUUUAUGCCUUAAAAGCUCUUGCGAUGCACCUACGAUUGAGGAAAAUGAUAAUGCUGGCAACGGAGUGGAAGAGAUGGUAGCACUGGCUCCUGGUAUUACGAUUUUGCCUUCGCAGAGGGAUCUUUUGACUUUACAAGGAAGUCCAAAAAACUACACAUAUGCGUUAAUGGACAUGAUGUGGUCCAGAGAUGUGUUGGCAACACAUUCCCUAACAGGAAAAACGUCCAAUGCUCACAAAGAUAAAACACCAAAGCCUUCAUUGGAUGCUUCAAAAGUUGCUGCACUGUGUGAUGUGGUUGUAAAAAAAUUUCGAUUACCUGACAAAAAAAUGGUGAAAGGAUUCAUAAAGGCAAAGCUAAACAACAGCGAAAGAUGUAAAAAAUUCAAAAAAAGUGACAACGUACCAGAUAACUGAUUCUUUUUUAUAAUUUUAUUUUUGAUAGUUAAUUUUCAUGUUUUUUUCUAAUUAUACAUACAUGUACGUUAUUUGUAUUAUUGGUAAUUUUUGCAAUUUUAUUAACGUAUGCAAGUUUUAAAAUUUUUAAGUUCUAUUAAAUUAUUUGAGUUUUCUGUAUUAUAUUUAAUGGUCAUCUACA
This is a messenger RNA of Xenia sp. Carnegie-2017, 948 nucleotides long. Its product is annotated as BEN domain-containing protein 5-like. Gene Ontology annotation, cellular component: nucleus. The transcript has 4 exons. NCBI's taxonomy places the organism in Eukaryota, Metazoa, Cnidaria, Anthozoa, Malacalcyonacea, Xeniidae. The record is from RefSeq and is a predicted model, not a curated record. Gene Ontology annotation, molecular function: transcription corepressor activity; DNA binding. Gene Ontology annotation, biological process: negative regulation of Notch signaling pathway; positive regulation of neuron differentiation. Bases 105 to 767 code for a protein of 220 amino acids.